Molecule: messenger RNA, 1610 nt
Organism: Metschnikowia bicuspidata var. bicuspidata NRRL YB-4993
Lineage: Eukaryota; Fungi; Ascomycota; Pichiomycetes; Serinales; Metschnikowiaceae
Exons: 1
Coding region: 370-1497 (375 amino acids)
Cellular component (GO): cytoplasm
Molecular function (GO): pyridoxal phosphate binding; cysteine synthase activity
Source: RefSeq, a predicted model, not a curated record
AGGGAAAUCAAACGAGUAUGAGUAUUCCACUUGGAAGCGAAAAGUUUACUGUUUGUUUAUGAAAUCUGGUCAUACAGUAGAUGUAUUCAGCGAGAAUUUCGCUAGGAAUUUAUAUCGUAUAUUUUUAUAUGUUUAUAAAACUGGGUUUUGUUCCUCGGCCCCUCUCGAAACCAAAAGAGUACUGGCCUUAUUUUCAAAUAUAUCGACAUGGUUUUUAAAGUGCUUAGUUCUGGCAUGAGGGAAUUGAGAAAUUCUAGCGCGGCCUAGAACCCAUGAAUAAUCACGUGACCGUCACGUUUUCUUACGACAUACUCAUUCGGCCCACUCAUAACUGGAAACCGAAUGAGAAAUUCUAAAGUAAGCACGAAAAUGAUGAAAGCUGGCAUCAGGUCAACUUUGAGACAAAACAUUGCUGUGGGAGUUAGGUCUAUCAAAAUCUCGGCAGCUGAAUCAGAGUUCAAACCUCCUUUUGUUCCACUUGUUGCCGAUGGAUUUUCAGAUGCAAUCGGAAAUACUCCUCUCAUAAGACUUCCCAAAAUUUCGAAGUCUGUCGGAAGGAACAUUUACGCCAAGGCAGAGUAUAUGAAUCCUGGAGGCUCAAUCAAAGAUCGUGCAGCUAAAUUUAUUCUUGAUGACGCCGAAGCGAAGAAUUUGAUCCAACCGGGUGGCACUGUCGUGGAAGGUACUGCCGGAAACACCGGAAUAGGGUUAGCUCAUGUCUGCCGGCUGCGUGGCUAUAAGUGUGUGAUUUAUAUGCCAAACACUCAAUCUCAGUCGAAGAUUGAGACCUUACGUCUUCUCGGGGCGGAAGUGCAUCCUGUUCCUGCCGUUGCAUUCGACAAUCCACAGAACUAUAAUCAUCAGGCUAAGAGACACGCUGAUCUGCUCGAAAAUGCUGUUUGGACCAAUCAGUUUGAUAAUAUCGCUAACAGACAAGCGCACAUUGAAUCCACGGGACCUGAAAUCUGGGCUCAAUUAAAUGGGAAAGUUGAUGCUUGGACUUGCUCAACUGGCACAGGGGGAACGUUCGCCGGAGUAACAAGAUACUUGAAGCACAUGGACUCCAAGGUAAAAUGUGUUUUAGCAGACCCUCCAGGCUCUGUGUUAUAUUCCUUCGUGAAGAGUGGGGGUAAGGAUAUUGUGAGAGGUGGUUCAUCAUUUACUGAAGGAAUUGGACAAGGACGCGUCACCAAAAAUUUGAAGCCAGAGAUUGAUCUUAUUGAUGAUGCGAUCAAAAUUUCAGAUGAGGAGUCCAUCAUUAUGGUUUAUCGUUUGUUGGACGAAGAGGGAAUCUACGUCGGUGGCACGAGUGCUUUAAAUGUUGUUGCAGCAUUGAAGAUUGCCGAGACCCUACCAGAAAAUGCUAAUAUUGUUACAAUCCUUUGCGAUUCAGCCCAUAAGUACAGUGCAAGAAUCUUCUCUAAAAAGUGGUUACAUGAGAAAAAUUUGUGGCAUGUUUUGCCAGAGCAUUUACAGAAGUACGCCACUCUAGAAUAGGAUAUAUGGGGCUCGAAAUCUAUGAUUACGUAUGCCAGUUUAAUUUUUUUUUUGGUAGAUUCAUCCGAUUAAAGGGGCAAAACUACAUAAAUAAUAUAUUUAAACAGCUCCCA